AUGCCCGCCGGGAUGUUCAGCAUAGACAGUAUUUUGUCCGGCCGACCGAGCUGCAAGGAGCCACUUCUGCUACAUAGGGGCGGCCCACUGGUGCUGUCCGCCGGCCUGACGGAUUCUAUCUACACCGACUAUAACGGACUGUACACGACCACAUGUGGACCUUCUCCUCCCAGUAUACAGUCUGUGAACGGGACCAGGAUAGGAUAUAACGGUUAUUACUACGGACAGCUGCAGGUCCAGGGCGCUGGAGGAGGACCGCCAUGCUGCGGCUCUGUGCCCGGCCUCAGCUCACAGCAGUGCCCUUGCAUCCCAGCAGGCUACGACAGCACAAGCUCUGUGCUGAUCUCUCCGGUCCCUCACCAGAUGAUGUCCUACAUGAACGUGGGCAGCCUGUCACGAACCGAGCUGCAGCUAUUAAAUCAGCUGCAUUGCCGCAGGAAGCGGAGGCACCGCACCAUCUUCACUGACGAGCAGCUGGAAGCUCUGGAGGGCCUCUUCCAAGAGACCAAAUAUCCGGACGUCGGCACCCGAGAGCAACUGGCACGCAAAGUGCAUCUCCGAGAGGAGAAGGUUGAGGUUUGGUUCAAAAACAGACGCGCGAAGUGGAGGAGGCAGAAAAGGUCUUCAUCAGAGGAAUCAGAGAACUCUCACAAAUGGAACAAAUCGACCAAAACGUCUGCGGAGAAAACCGAAGAGAGUAAAAGUGAUGUGGACUCGGACAGCUGA
Limanda limanda (common dab) is the source of this 726-nucleotide messenger RNA. It is a transcript of the gene gsc, whose product is annotated as goosecoid. The record is from RefSeq and is a predicted model, not a curated record. Gene Ontology annotation, cellular component: nucleus. Gene Ontology annotation, biological process: regulation of transcription by RNA polymerase II. The transcript is spliced from 3 exons. NCBI's taxonomy places the organism in Eukaryota, Metazoa, Chordata, Actinopteri, Pleuronectiformes, Pleuronectidae. The coding region runs from base 1 to 726 and encodes 241 amino acids. Gene Ontology annotation, molecular function: RNA polymerase II cis-regulatory region sequence-specific DNA binding; DNA-binding transcription factor activity, RNA polymerase II-specific.